AAUGCUUCAGGCACAUUAUCUCCUCCGGAAGCAUUCGUUUUACUGCCGCUUGACAGAGGAUAAGAAGUCUGAGAAAUUCUUCAAGGUGUUUUACGACCGGAUGAAGCUCGCGCAGCAAGAGAUCAAAGCCACUGUGACUGUAAAUACCAGCGACCUUGGCAAUAAAAAGAAAGACGAUGAAUCUUCAGAGAGGGACGUGCCAGUGCGAAGAAGAGCCAAAGAACCUGCAACGCAACUCAGUGACGAAGUAAGAGAUCAGCUGCUCGAGGCUUCGGCUGCAACCCGCAAAGCCUACAACACCUACCGCAGGGAGGCUGACCCAGAGGACCACUUCGCCGCUGCAGAUGGCAACCAGGCGGCUGCAGAGAAGAACAAAGACGAUGGCGAGAUGAGUGCUGUGAUUGCCAUCAUGCAGCCAAUCCUUCGCUUCUUGCAGCUGCUUUGUGAAAACCAUAACCGAGACCUUCAGAACUUCUUGAGAUGCCAAAACAACAAGACUAAUUACAACCUGGUCUGUGAGACUCUGCAAUUCCUGGAUUGCAUCUGUGGCAGCACCACGGGUGGGCUCGGUCUUCUGGGACUCUACAUCAAUGAGAAAAAUGUGUCCCUCAUCAAUCAGACACUGGAGAGCUUAACUGAAUACUGUCAAGGACCCUGCCAUGAGAAUCAGAACUGUAUUGCCACCCAUGAAUCGAAUGGAAUUGACAUCAUCAUUGCAUUAAUUCUGAAUGACAUAAAUCCAUUGGGGAAGAAACGAAUGGACCUCGUACUAGAGUUGAAGAAUAAUGCCUCUAAACUGCUCCUGGCAAUCAUGGAGAGCAGGCAUGACAGCGAGAAUGCGGAGAGGAUACUCUACAACAUGAGGCCCAAGGAACUGGUGGAAGUGAUCAAGAAGGCCUAUCUCCAAGGCGAGGUGGAGUUUGAGGAAACUGAAGACGGUGAGGAUCAUGCAGCAUCGCCCCGGAAUGUUGGCCACAAUAUUUACAUUCUUGCACACCAGUUGGCACGUCACAACAAAGAGCUGCAGCAAAUGCUGAAACCCGGCAGUCAGAUGGGCGAAGGCGAUGAAGCCUUGGAAUAUUAUGCUAAGCACACAGCUCAGAUUGAGAUUGUGAGGCAGGAUCGCACUAUGGAACAAAUAGUCUUCCCUGUUCCAAAUAUCUGCGAGUUUCUUACCAAGGAAUCUAAACUGCGUGUGUACUAUACCACUGAGCGGGAUGAGCAAGGGAGUAAGAUAAAUGACUUCUUCCUGAGCUCUGAGGAUCUCUUCAAUGAAAUGAACUGGCAGAAGAAGCUUCGAGGACAGCCAGUUUUGUACUGGUGCUCACGUAACAUGACCUUUUGGAGCAGCAUCUCCUUCAAUUUGGCAGUUCUCAUGAACCUGCUGGUGGCAUUAUUUUACCCUUUUGAAGGUGUCCGAGGAGGUACUUUGGAGGCACACUUAUCGGGCCUACUGUGGACAGCCGUCUGUAUAUCUCUGGCCAUCGUGAUCGCCCUUCCUAAACCCCAUGGUAUCCGAGCUUUGAUAGCCUCUACAAUUUUGCGGCUUAUAUUCUCUGUUGGUUUAGAGCCAACCCUUUAUUUGUUGGGCGCAUUUAACGUAGGAAAUAAAGUAAUAUUCCUGACUAGUUUUGUGGGAAACCGAGGAACGUUCACUCGAGGUUACAUGGCAAUGGUCCUGGAUGUGGAAUUUCUCUACCACUUAGCGUACACACUAAUAUCUGUGAUGGGACUUUUAGCCCAUGAAUUCUUCUAUAGUCUCCUGCUUUUUGAUCUGGUUUACCGAGAAGAGACGUUGCUGAAUGUCAUCAAGAGUGUCACUCGCAAUGGACGCUCCAUCAUUCUGACAGCUGUGCUCGCUCUUAUCUUAGUCUACCUGUUUUCCAUAGUUGGCUUUUUGUUUUUCAAGGAUGACUUCAUCCUGGCAGUGGACAAGGUGUCAAACAAAACCUACUGGGCAGAAGAUGCUGCGUCGAUGGCAGAAGAGUUCCUGACUGCUGAUGUCUGUCACCUGGGCAAUGGAGAGAACUGUUCAACACUUUACUCUGUGGAAAGUAACGAAUUGCUGCCAGAGAAUGAAGAGGACUCGGAGCAUACAUGUGAAACCCUGCUGAUGUGUAUCAUUACUGUACUCAGCCAUGGACUGCGAAGUGGUGGAGGCGUUGGAGAUGUGCUCAGGAAACCUUCCAAAGAGGAACCACUAUUUGCUGCUCGUGUGAUCUAUGACCUUCUGUUCUUCUUCAUGGUCAUCAUCAUUGUCCUGAACUUGAUCUUUGGUGUCAUCAUUGACACUUUUGCUGACUUGAGGAGUGAAAAGCAGAAAAAGGAAGAAGUUCUGAAAACCACUUGCUUUAUAUGUGGCUUGGAAAGGGAUAAAUUUGACAACAAGACAGUAACCUUUGAAGAACAUAUCAAGGAAGAGCACAACAUGUGGCACUAUCUAUGUUUUAUCGUUUUGGUGAAAGUCAAGGACUCCACUGAAUACACUGGGCCGGAGAGCUACGUAGCAGAGAUGAUCAAGCAACGGAACCUGGACUGGUUUCCACGUAUGCGUGCCAUGUCACUGGUUAGCAGUGAUGCUGAAGGAGAGCAAAAUGAGUUGCGAAAUCUGCAGGAAAAGCUGGAGUCAACAAUGAAGUUGGUUACUAACUUAUCUGGCCAACUGUCGGAGCUAAAAGAACAGAUGACGGAACAAAGGAAGCAAAAGCAACGAAUCGGUCUUCUUGGCCACCCUCCACACAUGAACAUUAACCCCCAGCAACCGGCCUAAUGAGUAGAUGGCAUGUUGAAUCGAAAUAGAUGGGCUCAGGAUCUUUCACCCAACUACUGAAACAGUAUAAGUCAUCAAAUGUUUACUUGUGUGCACCAUAGGAGUAAAUGACACUUCUUUAUAGUUGAGGUUUCUUGCUACUUAUACCUAGCUCCCUAAGGAACUAUGUUCUGUCUCAUUCGUUGACAUGUUCUGCUUCCAUUUCUGCCAAAGAAGGAAUCCCAAUUGUUCUUCAAAGGUCUCCAUUUGGAAGCAGCAGAGUUGUAUAAUUAAAAAAAAGCACAUUUGAAGAGCCGACUGUCAAGAUAAUGGGUAGGGCAGAGGUUUUUGUAUGUACAGAAAAAUAGUUGUGUAACCAGUAUUUAAUGUCCUAUUUUUGUAAGUUGACUGUGCAAUAUGACAUAAUGAAUAUGCAAAUACUCUAUAUAACUUUGCAUUUGUAGAUGAGCACUGAAAUGUACUAUCUGUGAAGAGCCACAUUGUCUUUUGCUAAAUGAAUACCCACCUGUUUAUUUUCUUUGAAGCUGAGAGAUGAUGAAUGGUAAAUUUUGUAUAUUUGCUGCCUUAGAUUAGUUUUGUAUAAGUACCUCAGUUUACAGAUGGCAGACAAGUCAGUGACCAAGAGAGUAGUGUUAAUGACAGAAAAUAUACACAAAGCACUAAUAUUAUACAAGUCAAGCGUGGUAUUGACAGUUGUAAGAUGCAUAAGAAAAGCUAUUUAAUAAAUAUCUAAA
Molecule: messenger RNA, 3504 nt
Organism: Stegostoma tigrinum
Lineage: Eukaryota; Metazoa; Chordata; Chondrichthyes; Orectolobiformes; Stegostomatidae
Gene: itpr1b
Product: inositol 1,4,5-trisphosphate receptor, type 1b
Exons: 19
Coding region: 2-2770 (922 amino acids)
Biological process (GO): calcium ion transport; transmembrane transport
Cellular component (GO): membrane
Molecular function (GO): monoatomic ion channel activity
Source: RefSeq, a predicted model, not a curated record